AUGUCGCACAUCCUAGAGCCCCUCGACGCGCCCUCCUCGUACCGCGACAGUCGCUCCUCGCACAGCAAACACGAGCAGCAAGCCGCGCUCCGCCAGACCGCAACGCUCUACCUCGGCAACCUUUCGUUCUACACCACCGAGGAGCAGAUCUACGAAGUAUUCGGGCGCGUCGCCUCGGUCUCCUCCGGUGGCGGUAUCAAGCGCAUCAUCAUGGGUCUCGACCGCAACACCAAGACUCCGUGUGGAUUCGCGUUCGUCGAGUUCUACACGCACGCCGAGGCGGUCGACUGCAUGCGCUACGUUAGCGGGACCAAAGUCGACGAACGUGUGAUUCGGUGCGAUAUCGAUCCGGGCUACAAGGAGGGGCGACAGUACGGGAGAGGCAGAAGCGGCGGGCAGGUCAGGGACGAGUACAGGCAAGAGUAUGAUGCGGGCCGCGGCGGCUGGGGACACAACAGGCUGCGCGAGGAAGAGGAGCGCAAGAGGAUCGAGGCCGAACAGGCGAGACGCACGGAGAGGGAGCAGCUGUACCAGGAGGCCACGGCGGGCAUGGACGCCGGUGGUGGUGGCAUGGUCCCCACGGGCGCUGAACAUCUGUAUAGCGAGCUGGAGGGUGAUGCGAGAGGGCAUGCGGGUGAUCCGCAGGCGGCGGCGGGCGAUGGGUGGGAUGCACAGCCAAAGAGAUUGGCCAAGAGGGAGAGAAGUUACGAUGAUGAGGAGGACCAGGAGCUCUAUGGCAAGAGCGAAAAGAACCCGAGGUUCCGAGACGACGACGAUCAAGACGCCGACGUGUGA
Sporisorium graminicola is the source of this 795-nucleotide messenger RNA. RefSeq lists its product as uncharacterized. Gene Ontology annotation, molecular function: RNA cap binding. The record is from RefSeq and is a predicted model, not a curated record. The coding region runs from base 1 to 795 and encodes 264 amino acids. Gene Ontology annotation, cellular component: nuclear cap binding complex. The transcript has 2 exons. NCBI's taxonomy places the organism in Eukaryota, Fungi, Basidiomycota, Ustilaginomycetes, Ustilaginales, Ustilaginaceae. Gene Ontology annotation, biological process: mRNA cis splicing, via spliceosome.